Messenger RNA from Hirsutella rhossiliensis, 591 nucleotides. RefSeq lists its product as uncharacterized. NCBI's taxonomy places the organism in Eukaryota, Fungi, Ascomycota, Sordariomycetes, Hypocreales, Ophiocordycipitaceae. The record is from RefSeq and is a predicted model, not a curated record. The coding region runs from base 1 to 591 and encodes 196 amino acids. The transcript has a single exon.
AUGGGAGCUGAAGCUGCCCUCAUUAUUCGAUCGGCAAUCAGCAGUCGCGACGUAGCCUCCGAGCUGGCGCUUGUCUUUGGACGCGUCCGAAAAGGAGACUUCAACUACAGUAACUACCGCCCGCUUGUGAGACUUAUCAUUCAAAAGGCGUCCGGCUCCGAGAUCUGGACCGCCGUACUCGACCUCAUCGCCACACUUACCCGAGUGACGCCUCCUGGAAGUAUCCCGGCCACGUUCGACAGUACGCCCAUUACCCAUUCCUCCGCUUCUCAGCAAGGUACCGAACAGACACGAGAGGUGGUGGAAAGAAAGGUCUUUGAGGAGAUCAGAUUUUGCACAUACCGCGACGUGGAAGGAUUCUUUGAGAAAUACUUCGAGGGGAAAAACUGGACGCGCCGUGCCUUGGGCGUCUAUGAGGUGACGAAGGAUCGGCACGUUGAUGGUGCGUGGACCGAUGUUCCUGAACCGCCCGUGCAGGCCAAAGUUCUGGACUGGUGGUUCCGAUUCCAGGACGACUUCCUCUCAGAGGAACGACGCCGCUACUAUUCGACCACGAACCCGAAGGAUCUUGUCGGUGCAGAAGCUCAGUAA